Centruroides sculpturatus (bark scorpion) is the source of this 1082-nucleotide messenger RNA. Its product is annotated as ras-related protein Rap-1b-like. The record is from RefSeq and is a predicted model, not a curated record. Gene Ontology annotation, cellular component: plasma membrane. Bases 236 to 904 code for a protein of 222 amino acids. Gene Ontology annotation, biological process: signal transduction. Gene Ontology annotation, molecular function: GTP binding; GTPase activity; GDP binding. NCBI's taxonomy places the organism in Eukaryota, Metazoa, Arthropoda, Arachnida, Scorpiones, Buthidae. The transcript is spliced from 3 exons.
UACAAACGAGAUUUGUUGUUUAUAAUCCAAUUGGAAAUGUAUGGUCUGUCGAUCACUGCCAAGAGUCGUAGUUCAACAUCACUUCUCGGUUACCAUGACGACCGGAGACGAGCGCUUGCGUCCAAUGAUGAGCAGGAUGGUCGCGUGCGCUGCCACUAUUCUCCAGGUAUCUUCAGUUUGUUGAGCAUGGAAGUCGAGGAAAUUCACUCUAUCUAAGAUUAAUGCUUUGUCAGUCAUGAGAGAAACCAAGGUCGUCGUUUUGGGAGCGGGUGGAGUGGGAAAGACCUCUUUGGUUGUGCAAUUUCUUGAAGGUUUCUUCUCCUAUACUUACAAACCAACUGUUGAAGAUUGCUAUCGACAUACUAUCCAGAUGCCAGAUGGGGUCUUUCAUACUAUGGAAAUUUUGGAUACUGCAGGAUCACAUCAUUUCCCAGCUAUGAGAGAAUUAAGUAUUAGAUCAGGUAGAGGAUUUGUAAUAGUUUUUUCAGUCGAUGGCCUGCAGUCUUUUCACGAAGCUGUACAAUUGUACGAACUCGUCUCAAAAAUAAGAGGCACGCAAGUUCCUGUUAUUUUGGUCGGUAAUAAAAGCGAUUUAGUAGAAGAAAGAACGGUCACUCAAGAAAUGGUACAACAAAUAACAGAAAUGUUCCAGAACUGUCGCUAUAUAGAAACAAGUGCUAAAUACAACAUCAACGUCAACGAACUGUUUGUACAGCUACUGCAGCAGAUACAAGAACUGGAACAACCCCCAGCGCCCGAUUCUUCUAGAAGACCAUCAAAACAAUUAAGUCGACGUUUGAGUUCUUUAGCAGUAGCAAUCCGCAGAAAAUCCAGUAAUACAAAACUUCCACUUCCCACCACGCCCGAAAAUACACCCGAUAGCACUAGGUGUUUAAUUCUAUAAGAUUUUAUUUUCAUCACCACAUCAAAAAAUAAAUAAAUAAUCUUAUGUUGUUUCGAUGUGUGCCAUGCACGCGGUAAUUAUGUCGUAGAAGGAUAUUUUUGUAGUCACAUUAUGUGUCAUAUAACAAAUUCUUUGGUAUGUGAAAUUAUAUUUUAGUGAUCGAUCGCACGUAUAAAGU